Messenger RNA from Exophiala viscosa, 2562 nucleotides. RefSeq names its product glucan 1,3-beta-glucosidase. NCBI's taxonomy places the organism in Eukaryota, Fungi, Ascomycota, Eurotiomycetes, Chaetothyriales, Herpotrichiellaceae. The coding region runs from base 1 to 2562 and encodes 853 amino acids. The transcript is spliced from 2 exons. The record is from RefSeq and is a predicted model, not a curated record.
AUGGCUAUACCAAGACCUCACGAAUUAGCAUCACUGAAACCACGACAAGAAUCAUCGUCCAGCUAUUGGGUUGCCCAAAUUCAGCGACAGGGGACAGUUGCGUUCGGAUCAAACUCAAGCUACACAAUCUUUCGCAACGUCAAAGACUAUGGCGCAGUUGGUGACGGCGUGACCGACGACACAAAUGCCAUCAACACUGCGGUCUCCGACGGCAACAGAUGUGGCCAAGGCUGCGACAGCUCUACCACCACUCCUGCGAUCGUCUACUUUCCUCCUGGCAAAUAUGCUGUUUCGGCUCCAAUCAUCCAAUACUAUUACACACAAUUUAUUGGUGACGCUGUCAAUGUCCCAACGAUUGUGGCCAUGCCCAGCUUUCAAGGAAUUGCAGUCAUGGACACCGAUCCUUACAUUCCUGGAGGAAAUGGCGCUCAGUGGUAUACCAAUCAGAACAACUUCUACCGUCAGAUUCGGAACUUCAUCAUUGACCUCACGCAAUUACCCGAAACACUUGGUGCUGGCAUCCACUGGCAGGUUGCACAAGCCACCAGCCUGCAAAACAUCGUCUUCAACAUGGUAGCGAAAAGUCCUACAAACAAACAGCAGGGCAUCUUCAUGGACAAUGGCUCUGGCGGUUUCAUGGGCGACUUGGUCUUCAACGGCGGUAACUAUGGUGUCUUCCUCGGCAAUCAACAAUUUACCUCCAGGAAUAUGACAUUCAAUGGUUGCAACACUGCGGUUUUCAUGAACUGGAACUGGUUGUGGACAUUCAAAUCACUAAACAUCAACAACUGUGACGUUGGAAUUGACAUGUCCACCCUCGAUGGAGGCGUCAAUCAGACUGUUGGCUCUAUUGUCGUCUUGGACAGUGUCAUGGCCAAUACCAAAAUCGGCAUUUGGACCUCGUACAACCAGACGAGUCAACCAACCACCGGAGGCACUCUGGCUUUGCAAAACGUCGAUUUCACCACGACCAACAUUGCCAUUGCUGGUGCCAAUGGCGUUGACCAGAUCCUCGCUGGGUCCAGUGUUGUGGACUCAUGGGCUCAAGGUGAUGCGUAUCGACCUGCGAGCGGAGUUCAACGCGCCAAACGACAACCUCAACUCCAGACCUCCUCGGCAACGUCAGCCUGUUCAAUGUCAACCACAACUACCACCGUGACGCUCUCUACGGUACCCGCCACACCAAACUACUCUGCGUUGACCUCUACGGUGACUGUCUUGCCAAUAUCAUCAUCCACUGGAAGCACGCUACCGAGUGCUCCUGUCCCUUAUGGUAACUCCACAUCCUCUGAUUUGCCGGCUGGUAAUGCCAGCGCUUGCUCGGCCUCACCCAUUGCCUUGCAAUCUGCCCGCGUGCAGCAACAAUUGACUGCUCCUACUCUGCCUGCAUCUCUUAUGAACGGCAACGCGGUGUUUGAACGGUCGAAGCCUCAAUACGAAAAUAUACCCGUUUCGUCGUUCGUCAGCGUCAAGUCUGCUGGUGCAAAAGGUGAUGGUGUCACGGAUGACACCGCUGCCCUCCAAGCCAUCAUGAACAAUGCCACAGCAGACCAGAUUGUCUACUUUGAUCACGGCGCGUACAUUCUGACUGAUACCUUGAAGGUACCCAAGAAUAUCAAGAUCACGGGCGAGAUCUGGCCUUUGAUCAUGGCCAAAGGCGAUGCAUUCACCGAUAUCAACAAUCCGAAGCCUGUGUUCCAGGUUGGCUUACCUGGUGAUACUGGUUCGGUGGAGAUCUCAGAUCUGGUCUUUGAAACCAUGGGUCCUCUUCCCGGAGCCAUUAUGAUGGAAUGGAACGUGGCCGAGACAAGUCAAGGAUCUUGCGGCAUGUGGGACACCCACUUCAGAAUCGGAGGUACUGCAGGCACUCAACUGCAGGAGAAUACUUGUCAAGCCAAUGUUACGGGAUCUUUCGAGUUCAAACCCGAGUGCGCGGGCUCAUUCCUGAUGAUGCACAUCACGCAGCAAGCAUCUGCUUACAUUGAGAAUGUUUGGCUUUGGGUUGCCGACCACGAGCUUGACAUCACUACCCACGAUCAAACGGACAUCUACAAUGGCCGCGGGUUGCUUGUUGAAAGCCAAGGCCCGGUUUGGCUAUGGGGUACCUCAUCUGAGCACAGUCAACUCUACAACUACCAGAUCUCUAACGCACAGGACAUCUUCAUGGGAGCCAUUCAAACCGAGACUCCUUACAUGCAAUCCAGCCCUGACGCAUUGAGUGGAGGAUUUCCACCAAGUUCAACCUUCACGGAUCCUACCUUUGCGAAUUGCACCACCGAGUCAUGCAAGAAGUCAUGGGGUUUGCGUAUCGUGGAUUCGAGUGACGUGUACAUGUAUGGAGCGGGACUUUACAGCUUCUUUGACAACUACAUCCAAACGUGUCUGGAAACCGAGUCUUGUCAAGAGAACAUGGUGGACAUCGAAUGCUCGACCAAUAUCAAUCUCUAUGGUCUCACUACCAAAGCCUCAACAAACAUGGUCAAUGUUGAUGGCGUUCCGGAGGCCUUCGAGCAAGACCAUACCAACUUGUUUGGACAGACCCUGGUUCUCUUCGAAACAUGA